Molecule: messenger RNA, 3223 nt
Organism: Lonchura striata (white-rumped munia)
Lineage: Eukaryota; Metazoa; Chordata; Aves; Passeriformes; Estrildidae
Source: RefSeq, a predicted model, not a curated record
UUUUAUUAUUAAAUAGACAGUAAUAAUAAAGAAGCAAAAUAAUUUUCUCUUUUGUUUGUGCAGAGGUCCAAGGUGUGUAGCACGAUUUGAAUACAUUGGAGAUCAGAAAGAUGAGCUCAGUUUUUCAGAAGGUGAAACUAUUAUCCUGAAAGAAUAUGUAAAUGAAGAGUGGGCCAAAGGAGAGCUCAGAGGCAUGUCUGGAAUUUUCCCCUUGAACUUUGUGGAAGUUAUUGAAGACCUACCUGGAACAGGUACAGAAACAGCACUGAAGAAUAAGGUGGAGGUUUCAUCUUCCCUUCCUCAGAACAACAGACGCUCACUAGAGUGGUGUGAAGCACUUCAUGAUUUUACAGCAGAAACCAAAGAAGAUCUAUCCUUCAAAAAGGGAGACUACAUCCAAAUACUGGAACAAGUAGAUUUGGAGUGGUAUAGAGGAAGACUGAAUGGAAAGGAAGGGAUUUUCCCAGCAGUUUUUGUUCAGACCUGCUCAGCUAGAGUAGAGCUGUCACAGCCUGGAGGAGGGAAGAAAGGAAAAGCCAAAGCUCUUUAUGACUUCCAUGGAGAAAAUGAAGAUGAGCUUUCCUUCAAAGCAGGUGAUAUGAUAACAGAGCUGGAACCUGUAGACGAGGACUGGAUGAGUGGAGAGAUAUUAGGAAAGUCUGGGAUAUUUCCCAAGAACUUUGUUCAGAUUUUAAAAACACCAUGAAGUGUCGCCUUUCUACUACUCCCUGCAUGUGGGAGAGAAUGUUUUUUUACCCUAAAGGCACAGCAAAGACAUCAACGAGUGUUGAUUAUCAAUGUUUUGCACUACUUUUUCUAGACAGUCAUAGUAGUAUCUUGAAGUCGGAUAAGAUUUGAGUCUGUUGUGACAGUGUAUGUAAUCAUAUUUCAUGAAUGCUCAGAGAGCAAAACAAGCAGGCUUUUUAGCCAUUUCCAACUAGGGAAAUACUGUGGUGCAACACCAUUUUAACUUAUAUAGCAUUCUAGUAUGUUUACUCUCUGGUAUUAUAUUUAUCAUGCACAAAGUCUGCAUAACAUAAGCUGCUUUGGCCUUCUUUGAACUUCUUAAGAUCCAAACUUUAAAAUUUGUUUUAAUAUAUAAUUACAGCACUCAGUAUGUAGAUGAAGUUUGAUAUUCAGGUUUCAUUACUGCUUGAGUUCCACAUUAGCAGUAGAAUCCACUUGUUUUAUGAUUUAGAGGAUAAGAAAAAUAACUGGUAUUUCAUAGUAGAAAGGUAUCAAUCUACUACUCGUAAGAGGGGAAAUGGAGAAAUAAAUCCUUGUGUAGUAUCCUUCUAUUCUUAGCCCAAGCUGAUCAUACAGCAAGAUCACAAAAGUAAAAUCUGUGAGUAUUUUGCCUCUUAAUGAAUUCUGUUUAAAUUGGUAUGAAUCAUCUUAGGCCUUCCUCGCUUUCCCCAAAAUACUUUGUAAGUACAGGUUUAGUUUCUUCCUACUGCCCAUUGUUCUUUGAGCACCAUCAUACCCUUCUCUCCUAGCUGACGUUAGCAACAGACUGUUUAUUGAGCUUUCUCAGACCCAGCCAUGGAGGAGUUGCACUAUUCCAACUAUUUGCCCCUCCACUCCCCUCAUGGGAGUGGAAAGCCAGUGUUCACCCAGUCUGCAUUUUAUUUGUCACUCAAGUACUGGAACAUACUUCAGUAACACUAUUCCUGUCCUUAACAUGAAGGAUAUUAUACAGCCUUGGGUUUAGUUUUCAGCAGACGUGGGAUUAGUUUCCAGUUUGUUGCCACAUACCAGAUACACUGAGCAUCCUUAUAAAUGGCCUGUUGAGGCCUUGAGGAAAACAUGCCUGGCAAGAGCUUACUCCAAACAGCUCUAGCCAAGGCGUGUGGUAAAAAGCAGUGUAGCUUGACUGACCAGCUAAGAUGGAUGUGAUUGAGGUAGCUUCACAUUAUAGGAACUUCUGGUAGUCAAUUCCUUUUUGGAACAGCAAGGAAUGGGCAUCUAGUCCCAGUGGCAGACUGGAGCUCACCUGCAGCAAGCCUGAGGGACCUGCAGUGCAGACGUGAGGGCCUCAGCACCAUUCACCCAGCAGUCACUGCCAGGCCACGGAAUCUGCACAGACACAGCCCCCACUUUGUGUUCUGCUGUGUCUGAACUACACACCAGUACCCUUCACACAGCCAGGGGAUGGAGACCACACAAAGUUCUAAUGAGCUGAGGAACUGGACUUUCCAUUAGGGAUUAACAUGAUAAACAAAAUGCUGAAGUACGUGCUGUUCUAGAAGGUUGGAAAUGCAAUAGAUACAGCUGUUACUCACUUUUAGCAGCCCCAGCAAGCCUGUCCAGAACUCCUGUGGAAUCAUGUGGAAGUCCACAACCAAGGACAAUCCUUCCCGUUCCCCCAAGUUUUCCUGUUUGGAGAUUCUAAGGUUCUUGUUUAUUCCAAAAAAAACAGUAGUCUCCUAAAGAAAUCCAAGGAAUAGCCAGAUCCUUCAAAGACAUACCACACCAGUGUGGUGGUAGAUGAGGCUGAAGUGUGUGAUGUUUACUUACUGUUUGUCUGGCAGUUUUCUAAUGUUUUGAUACAAUUCUCAAAAGUAGAACCGAUUUUUUAGUAUUUUUUUUCAACUUCCUCUUUUCCAUUUUUAUAACUGUCUUGACCACUUGUUUUUGUAACUUCACUGAAUGUUUAAAGUCAGUGCCUGUUCAUUGACAAGACCACUCUGCUGUAUGUAAUCUCCUCCUCCCUGUGGGGCAGGGCAGGAGUAGCAGCAAGGCCUUUUACUCAGAGCACCGAGUGCCAUCUAAGGGCUGCUCGCAUGGCUGCAGGCAGCUGACACGGCGUCUGUGUCAACGCUGAAGCAAGGGAGAUGCUCGGCUUUUACGGGGCAGGAUUUUCCUGAAACGAUGCCCAGAUGCCCAACACCACCACUGUAAGAGCGUACACAGAUCGCAUGAAAUUCCUAAGGGGUACAAAAAAGCCGAGAAUGAGGUGGAGUGCAAAUCUUAACUGCAAUGUAGUAGCAAAUUCCAGCGGUAACCUUGAAAUCCAGCUAGAUCUCCAUGCAUUAGAAUAAAAGCCUCACUUACCAAAACAUUUUGUUUGACCCAUCCUCUAGAAAUAUCUUCAGGAAGAUAUCUUUGUUCUGUGUACAAUGAACAGUAUCCUAAAUAAACCUUUGUUAAGUCCAGUAAGUUUGUUAUGGUACCUCUGUAAAUUAAGAAUGUAUUUAAUCAAUAAAAUUUUUGUAAUUAAGUU